AUGAAUCAGCUUUUUGUGCAAACGGAAAGAAUAGCGGAUCCUCGAGAGGGGCGUCUCCAGGUAGUAUCGAACAUAGAUGUGUGUGUGAAGAUAGCGGAGUUUCUUGGAAGCACACUUGGACCUUAUGGAAUGGAUAAGCUGUUUUCAGGGAAGGAGAUGGUUGUUACGAAUGAUGGAGCAACGAUUCUGAAGCAGAUGAAUGUGAAGCAUCCUGUUGGGAAGCUACUAGUGGGACUUUCUGAGGCACAGGAUAAUGAGGUUGGAGAUGGAACAACGAGUGUUGUGAUACUAACUGCUGAGAUACUGGAUAGUUUGAAACCUUUGAUAAAGGAAGGAUUUGAGCUUGGAGUGAUUAGAGAGUGCCUGAAUGAGCUGCAGGCACUUUGCGUGAAGCACCUAGAUGGAUUAGGAAUGGAGGCGUCUGAAGAGAUGCUGUACAAGCUAGGGGAAACGUGCAUUACGUCUAAAAGCAUAAGGAAUGAAAGGAAGCACUUUUCGAAGAUGAUAGUUGACACAGUCCGGCUUGUUGAUGCAGAUGACAACGAAUCGAUUGGUGUGAAGAAAGUGCAGGGGGGCAGCAUUGGGGAUUCGUUUGUGGUUGAUGGGAUUGCGUUUGAGAAGUGUUUUACAUAUGCAGGGUAUGAACAGCAGCCGAAGAGAAUAGUGAAUCCACGGGUGCUAUGCCUGAAUGUUGAGCUUGAAUGGAAGAGCGAGCGGGACAAUGCGGAAAUCAGGGUUGGGAAUGUUUCUGAGUAUCAGAAGGUGGUUGAUGCGGAGUGGACAAUAAUACGAAGGAAGCUUGAUGAAAUCAUAAGCAGUGGAGCAAAUGUGGUGCUAAGCUCUUUGCCUAUUGGAGAUUAUGCAACGCAGUAUUUUGCAAGGCAUGGGAUAUUUUGUGCAGGCAGGGUGAUGAAGGACGAUCUUAACAGAGUGGUUAGGUCGUGUGGAGGAAGCAUUCUUGGAUCUACAGAAUAUUUAGAAGGAAGUGUUGGAGGAUGUACGCUUUUUGAGGAACGACAAGUUGGAAAAGCAAGAUACAACUUUUUACAGGGAGGAAGUAUGAAUGCAUGUACUAUGAUACUGCGAGGACCUGGAAAUGAAGUUCUUGAAGAGGUUGGAAGAGCUGUGAAUGAUGGAAUAUGUGCAGUCAGGGUUGCAUUGAAGACAGGAAGAGUGGUGACUGGAGGAGGCUCGAUGGAGAUGGAGCUUUCGUGGAUAAUCAGACAGCGAUCGCUUGAGUACAGUAACAAGAAGAUGUUUGUUGCAAAGGCGGUUUCUCAGGCAUUUGAGAAGAUACCACAGCUGCUUGCAAAGAACUUUGGAUUGGACACUAUAAGUGUAGUGCAGGAUCUUAGAAAAAGACAUGCGAAUGGACAGGAUAUGAUGGGGAUAUGUGUAUCUGGGAUUGGGGAUAUGAAAGACCUUGGAGUGUAUGAGCCAUUGGAGGUGAAGAGGAAUAUGGUCAAAGCGUCGUUUAGCGCAGCUCUGUCAAUUAUCAUGAUUGACUCGACGAUAGUUGCAGAGAGAAGUCAAUAA
Messenger RNA from Ordospora colligata OC4, 1536 nucleotides. Its product is annotated as subunit eta of T-complex protein 1. Gene Ontology annotation, biological process: protein folding. Gene Ontology annotation, cellular component: chaperonin-containing T-complex. The record is from RefSeq and is a predicted model, not a curated record. The transcript has a single exon. Lineage: Eukaryota; Fungi; Microsporidia; Ordosporidae. The coding region runs from base 1 to 1536 and encodes 511 amino acids. Gene Ontology annotation, molecular function: ATP hydrolysis activity; ATP binding; ATP-dependent protein folding chaperone.